Pungitius pungitius (ninespine stickleback) is the source of this 5585-nucleotide messenger RNA. Its product is annotated as collagen alpha-1(XVII) chain-like. The record is from RefSeq and is a predicted model, not a curated record. Gene Ontology annotation, biological process: extracellular matrix organization. Bases 1998 to 5495 code for a protein of 1165 amino acids. Gene Ontology annotation, molecular function: extracellular matrix structural constituent conferring tensile strength. The transcript has 40 exons. Lineage: Eukaryota; Metazoa; Chordata; Actinopteri; Perciformes; Gasterosteidae.
UGUGGGGGAUGGAGUCAGGACAUUGUCUUUCAAAUCUGCAGUAACACUCAUUCAUAAAGCCUCUACAAACUCAUGCAGAGUCAUUAGCUGAGAUCUUAUGUUGGAGUCUCUCAGAGUACAGUCGUUUAGCUUCUCUCACCGCCUUGCUAAACCUGUAUUUUGACUCUGUGUCUUUGUCCCCACUCCUAAAUGCCUGAUCCUUCUGCAGACAUAGUUUUCUGAGUUCCGCUGUGAACCAGGGUUUGUCGUCGUUAUAACUCACCCUGGUGCAUGAUGGUACACAGCUGUGCUAACAGAAGCCGAUGUAAGAAGUUACAGCGUCUGUGAACUCAUCCAGAUUGUCAGAAGCAGUCCUGAAAACAUCCCAGUCUGUGCACGCCAAAGAUCUUCUAGAGCCUCGCUGGUCCACUUCUUGGAUUCCCUCCCCACAGGUUUGCAGAAUUUAGUUUCUGCCUGUAUGCGGGAAUCAGGUGGACCAUGAUGUGGGCUGAGUGUCCCAGCACAGCACGAGGGACGGCGUGAUAAGCCCUGCUUACUGUAGUGCAGCAGUGAUCCAGCGUGUUCUCCUCUCUGGUCGGGCAUUUAAUAAACUGUUUGAACUUAGGGACUUCAUGGCCGAGGUUUCCUUUGUUAAAGUUUCCGAGGACAAUAACCAAGGAGUCCGGGUUGGUCCGCUCCACACGGCAUAUCAGGUGGCGAGUGUCUGCUGUGCCUCGUGCACGUUGCCCGCCGGUGGAAUGUAAAUACUGACCAGGAUGAAUGAAGCUAACUCACGGGGGGAGUAGAAGGGUUUGCAGUUAAUGAUAAAAGAUUCCAGAAGAGGAGAACAGUGUUGGAUCACUGUUACGUCGUUGCACCAGCUGUUGUUGAGGUAGAAGCAGAUUCCUCCACCCUCCACCCUUCGUCUUUCCGAAGAGCUCUGAGCAGCUGGAGCGCAGAGUCCGGUAUCAAUCCACAGAGCCACGUCUCCGUGAAACACAAAACGAAGGAUGAAGAAAAGUCUCUGUCUCUUCUCACCAGCAGCCGAAGUUCGUCCAGUUUGUUGCACAGUGAGCGCACGUUGGAGAGAAAGAUGCCUGGCAGCGGUGUGCGAGAACCAGAAUGUGACUAGAAUGUCCAGUAAUUCCACAGAGGAAAGAAGAGGAGUUGGAAAUAACUCUGGAGUUGUUCCAUGGAUGUUCAAGAGCUCAUUUCUGGUGAAAAAGCUCUGGGAAUCGCAACGACAAAAACAACACAAAACAAAGAGGACCGAAACACAGAGGCAGCCGUCUGCGACGCCAUCUUGGAACAUGGGCCAUCUUGGAACAUGUGAAUUCAUAUGUGAUAUGAAUUCAUAAUGAAGACGGCUUUUCAUUGCAGUAUGAAGUGUCUUGACCCUCGGCUGGUUCCCAAGUUAUAGCGAAGGAGCCUAUGUAUCUGCAGCCGGAUGCUCUGUGAAACUCAGCACUGACUGACAUCCCCGAGAAAGCGGUGCCACCUUCCUACACAUGGAACGGCAGAUUGCAAAGUUGACAGGAAGUCAUCAGCACUUGUUCCCUCCACUGCCAAUUGCAUUGUUCUGAUUUAGGUUUCUUACAGGGGGAAAUGUGGGUCAAAAAAAGGUUUUCUAACAGCAGGCGGUAUUCACUAAAAAGAUUUAAUAAACCAACUAAGUUCUAGUUUUCCUGAGCAGAGCAAAGUAGAUGCACAACUUAAUGAAAGGGAAGUUAAUCAUGGUAUUUAGCCAAUGAAAAACCCCUCAAGCUUCCAAAUGUCAACUCGUGUUUUUUUAUUAACAACUAAGGUAAUUACUGUGGGCAGCGCGAGCAACCAUGUUUUAUGUGUUAGUGGAAGGAUUCCUGUUUAAUCUAAACUGAUCUAGGCAUAUUUGAUGAGAGUUUUGAUAAGAUCUACUGCUACUGAUGAGAUGGCAAAAAAAAGUCAGAAACGAUCACUGUAUUUGAUGGCUAAUAUCUACUAGUCUAUCUAGUUUAGAGCCUCCGGAGGAUUCCUCCAGCAUGUCUUCUGUUGGUGUGAAUAAUGGUAGAGAAAAAAAAAGGGAUGGGGGUCUCGGCACGGCAUCAAAGACCAGCUACGGUCCAGGAGGGUAUGGUGACUCAAAGAGAGGAUCGUGCACCACUGUCCUUCACUCAGCUCUGAAAGAGAAGAAGAGCAUGAGCACGGCCAUGGCAGGCGCUCACUCAGUUGUCGACGUUUCAAGCAGAAACUCAUCUCCAGAGUACAGCAGGAAGGAGUACGGCCCUUCAAGUGCAACCUCAAGUAGUGCCACCAGAGGGAGAACUCAGAGCAGAGAGAGUGAGAUCAGAGCCAGGCUUCAGAGCGCUUCUCCACCAGGGAGCUGGACGGAGCUGGAUGACGUGAAACGUCUGCUGAGAAGAAACCACACUAGCCCCCCUCAGUCCCCUAACAACACGCUGCCCAUCCCCAAGAAGGCCAGUGUGGAAACUAGGACCAUGUCGGAGAGCAGCGGCGCAGAUCAGUAUGGCAACAGUGGAGGUAUGAGCAGUAGCUACAGUUACAACACCAACCACAACCUGUCUUCUCUCACCACCCUCCACCCAUCAGUGAGACCCAGCCGUCCCUUUAACGACAACAAAGUUACUAAGUUUGUGGUGAUAGAGAAGGAGAACGUUCCCGUCAAAAAGGAGACAGAGCGCCUGGUGAUGACCAAAGACACAGGGAAGCAGUUCAUGUCUGCUCAGCCUGCUCUGACUUCUGGUAACGCUUCAACCAUGAAAGUUGCCACAAAAGACAAAGCCACCUAUGCAGAGAUCAUUACUGACGAGUCAGGCUUUAGCUUCUGCUUCCACUGCAGCUGGUGGAAGUGGCUGCUCAACCUGCUGCUCCUCCUCAGCCUCCUCUUUGGACUCAUCGCUUUGGGUGAAGAUUUGAAACGGUACAAGAACCGCCUUGAUGCUCUUGAAGCCAUUACUGGCACUGCCUCAGCCAGGUCCAGCCGACUGUUGGACUCCUCGGCCGUCAACAUCAUCGAUCCACUGGACGCUUCAUACAUCGGCAGCAAUUCUGCCGCCCUGCAGAUAGCCGUUGAGCGGCUGGUCAAGGCCGAACUCCGGUCGGAUGCUGUAAGAGAAACACUUGCAUACUCGCUUAAAGGGGAGAAAGGAGAUCCUGGACCUAAAGGUGAUCCGGGGCAGCUAGGACUAAAAGGUGAUAAUGGAUUUCCCGGCCAGUCAGGCCCCCCUGGGCAGAUGGGACAUCCAGGAUUGGAUGGACCAAGAGGACCAAAGGGAAGUGGAGGUGAAGCAGGUGCCGAGGGACCACCAGGACAGAGGGGGCGGGACGGGCCAACGGGCCCCCGGGGAGAGGUUGGACCACAAGGCUUUGGAGUGAAAGGAGACAAAGGAUCUCAAGGCGAGGCAGGACGUCCGGGUCUUGCUGGUGCUGCUGGUCUUGUGGGGCCAAAAGGUCCAAUGGGAGAGCAAGGUUCCUCAGGAAGCCCCGGAGCUCCAGGUCCAAAGGGUUUCCCGGGUGAGACAGGAGCACCAGGCCCUAAAGGUGAUGAAGGAACACCAGGGCUUACAGGAAACAAAGGAGAACAAGGAGAGAGGGGACCACGUGGCGACACAGGUUCGAUGGGACUUCCUGGAGUAAGGGGACAGCCAGGACCUCCUGGAGAUGUUGGUCCACCAGGUCAACCAGGGUCCCCUGGUAAUGUCAUCGCUCCAAUUGGUUCCAAUACUGUGGCAAUACCCGGAGCCCCUGGGCCUGCUGGGCCUGCUGGGCCUGCUGGGCCAGCUGGGCCUGCUGGACCUCCAGGUCCUGCUGGAACCCAUGGUCUGUCUGGUCCUGUUGGCCCCGCUGGUAUCCCAGGACAACCUGGACCUAAGGGAGAACAAGGAGAGAAAGGAACAGGAAUUGGUAUACCUGGACCCAAAGGAGAGAAAGGAGAACCUGGCAGCUUUGUGGCAACCUCAGAAACCUUUUUUGCUGGACCCCCAGGACCCCCUGGACCGCAGGGUCCAGCAGGAGUCAAAGGGCCACAGGGUUACCAAGGUGAACCAGGUCAACCGGGCCUUCCAGGGAGUCCAGGGGAACCAGGGGUUGGUGUCCCAGGUCAGCCAGGACCCAUGGGGCCUCGGGGCCCAACGGGCCCUGAGGGGCCACAAGGACCUCAAGGUUAUGGAGGACCCCCUGGUGCCCCAGGAGUCCCUGUGCUCAACAAUGGUGGUUCAUCCAGCCCUGGAGCCCCAGGCCCACCUGGACAACCUGGACCACCUGGAUCACCCGGAAGAGACGGAAGUGGGUCUGGAUCAACUGACGUUGGCCAGUACAUAGCAGAUUACCUUCAGAGUGAUGGUAUCAGGCAGUACCUGGCUGGACCUCCUGGACCUGCUGGUCCUCCAGGAUCCCCAGGGACUGCAGUGGAUGACUUGGCCAACCAAGUUAUUGCCUACAUCCAGGGUUCAGGUAGAGGAUAUGAUGGGACGCCUGGUCCUCCCGGUCCUCCAGGUCCACCCGGCUCCAUCUCUGUUAAUGAUGUUAUCAACAUAUUACAACGAGAGGACAUGAGGAGAUACAUGGCUGGUACUCCUGGUCCACCAGGACCUCCUGGAGCUCCAUGCCCAAGCAGCUAUGGAUUAAGCACCCAGGAGGUAGCUGAACGAGUCCUUGCCAUCAUGAAAGGGGUCCAUCAGGGGCCUCCUCGUUGCCCCGGUAUCCCGUGUCCAGCUGGACCAGCAGGUCCAAUUAGCCCAUCCAGAUUUGGGAACCACAUCAGUUCAGACAUUCGUGACUACCUGCAUAGUGUUGCCUUCAGAAACCAACCAGUCCACCAUGGUCCCCAUGGACCCGAGGGUACCCGUGGUCGAUAUCCAAACGGAGAGACGCUGAAAGCAGAACCACAACAUUAUACCAAGAGGCACGGUCUAAGAGAAACUUUGUUUGGUCUUCCUGGAACCUCAGGAUACAAGGGAGAGCCUAGUGUGGCUGGUUCCAGAGACAGACACUUGGAUACUGAAGACUACACCCAUAUGGCUAUCAAAGUAACUGAUUACAUCAAAUCCCACGGCCUCCUACAAGACAUUGUGAGGGAAUACAGCAGUCGUGUGUUCCAAGGACCCCCAGGACCGCCUGGACCCACGGGGCCACCUGGAGACAGCCGGUGGUUUGGUUCCCAUGGAAACGCCACAGAUCUGCUGGAAUACAUCAGAUAUCACGGUCUGCUGCGUGACUCUGAUCGAGACCACAAUGAUCGCACCAUCCAAGGGCCGCCGGGACCACCUGGCCCCCCGGGUCGACCCGGAUACAGCCGGCUGUUUGGUUCCAAUUCAAACAUCACAGAUAUAGUGGAAUACAUUAAAACACAGGGAGCCAUUGUGGGGCAGCCUGGGAGACCAGGACACAAAGGAGACACAGGAUACCCAGGGCCCAAAGGAGAGAGAGGUGAACAAGGCCGUCCUGGGCUGCAAGGACUCAAGGGACAGAAAGGAGAAUCAUCUGUGAGGAACAGGAGGAGGCGAGAUGCUGCAGACUGACACAGUUCCUGACAUGGAGUCACUGAGACACAAGCUUUGAUUUCUAUAUUUCUGACUGCGCUGUGAUUCAUGAGUAACAGCUGGUUCCAC